Messenger RNA from Drosophila busckii, 869 nucleotides. RefSeq lists its product as uncharacterized. The record is from RefSeq and is a predicted model, not a curated record. NCBI's taxonomy places the organism in Eukaryota, Metazoa, Arthropoda, Insecta, Diptera, Drosophilidae. The transcript has 3 exons. Bases 165 to 791 code for a protein of 208 amino acids.
UAAAUAUUAACUCUGAUCAGUUUUAACUCAGACGCUGUUGAGGCUGGACGUUUAAGCUGCUACGAGUGCUUGGGAGAGAAAACUCGAUUUGUGUGAACGGCGCGCGUUAUAAUUAGUGCUCAUUUGCAUACGGAAUAAAAAAAACAAAUCAAAACAAAACGAAUAUGUUGCGAUUACAAUCAAUGUUGUUAUUAACCCUAUUUGUGGCCAUUAUUGGAAUGGGGAUAGCCCAGAUUGCUUUUGUGGAGGACGCGGAUAUUGAUAAGAAGAAAUCAAAUUUGGCGGGCCGUAAACCGCUUUAUACGCCCGCACGCUGCCCGCACUACCAAUUGCUUUACCCAGGUGAUCAGCCUAAUGACUGGAUAUGUGAUUGCGCGCCAGCUACUUUAUUUUAUCCGGAUACGGACGCUUGCUAUCCGGCUUAUAGACAAGGCCCCUGUGAGCAAGGACAAAUGCUGGUGCUGUAUCAGGAGCAAAUUAUACCCGAAUGCGUAAGCAAUCCUUGUCGUCAGGAUGGAUAUUUCAUGAUCAAGGACAGGUGCUAUCAGUUUGGCAAUAGCAGCAGCAAUUACAAUCCCUGCCCCAACAAGGACUAUACAUUCGUGCUAGGCGUUAAUCCCAAGACCCUAAUGGUGGACUGUGUGCAGCUAUCUAUGGCUUUGGAAACACGAUUCGGACAAACGCCAAACGUAGCGCCAGUUGCACCGCCAGAGUAUCACAUUGAAUUGGCUGAAAAAUGUGCUCGCGGCAGUAAAUUAUCUGCUCAGGGAAAAUGCGUGCCUGCCAAAUAAAAGUGGGUCAAGUGUGCAGGCAAAAAUGAAUUUCAACUUAUUUACUUAUUUACAAACAAUAACAAUUGAAUUAUAAAA